Erigeron canadensis is the source of this 501-nucleotide messenger RNA. RefSeq lists its product as uncharacterized. The transcript has a single exon. NCBI's taxonomy places the organism in Eukaryota, Viridiplantae, Streptophyta, Magnoliopsida, Asterales, Asteraceae. The coding region runs from base 1 to 501 and encodes 166 amino acids. The record is from RefSeq and is a predicted model, not a curated record.
AUGUACGAAGACACCGGAAGCUCUACCGACACACGUAGGUACAUCGAUCGAGAUCGGGUAGAACCGCACGAUAGACUAAUGCGCGACUACUUUGUUGAAGACUCAAAAUUCGACGGGCCAUUUUUCCGUCAUCGUUUUCGCAUGAGCAAAAUGUUGUUUUUGAAGAUUGUUAAUGAUAGUGAAGCUAGGUUCGAGUACUUUCAAGUACGAUAUGAUGGCCGGGGGAAAAGAAGCUUCACGGCUCUACAAAAAUGCACAUCGGCGAUCAAACAAUUGUACACGGGUGAACCUCCAGACGCGUAUGAUGAGUAUUUGUGCAUUGCGGAAAGAACAUCACGUGAGAGCCUCGAGUAUUUUUGUGAUGUGGUCAUUGCUUUAUACAAACCGGAGUUUUUACGUAAGCCGACAUCUCACGAUGUUGCUCUCAUCACACAAGCGCAUGAAGAAAGACACCUCAUUUCAGGAAUGCUUGGUAGUCUUGAUUGUACACACAUCGAAUGA